ACAAAAGUCAGGUGACCCACCACUAUCAUACUCACCCUGUUUCGGUGAAGGGUCAUCUUCCGUGUGAGGCAGCUGAGUAAAAAUGGGGUUGAUGCACGCUGGGUUUCUAUUACUGCUGUUUUGUUCUGCCCAUAGUUAUCAGUUUAGAAGUGAAGCUGGGUAUGGCCAGUUUGUGCAAGAUCCUGAGUUAGAGUGGGUGAGAAUGGAGACAGUGAUGGGUGAAGACAUUAUGCCAGCCCCUGCACCCGAAUCCAAGCUUUUGAGGAGUGCCUCAGGUAGUGGAUCUUCAACACCUGAAGCAAAGAGGUUUCCUGAGUAUGUGCAUGUCUCAUCUUCCAAGUACCAGAAAGAGGCUUUCAAGCCAGAAAAGGGUUCCAGACCCCUCCCUGACUGGGUGAAGGAAAUAUUACUUCCUCCUUCCACUGCUGGAGGAGCAGGAAGUACGGCAAAAACCGGAGCAGAGUUGGUUGAAAUCCUGUGUCACGUUGACAGAAUGUAUGUAAGAAUUAGGAGAGAGGUCUUUAAGACUAGAGAUGCUUAUAAAAAUUUGAAACUAGGUACGUGUCCUGUUAACCAAGGUACCAAAGCCCAUUACUACUUUCUGUACCUUCUGAAAACUGGCUGUGGCUUCAAAAGAGAGAGUAAUGCAGAUUAUCUGUCCAUCAGCAAUGUGCUCCACUACAAGCCCACCAGUCAGAUUUUAAGGGAAAUGCCAUUUGACAUUCAUUUGCAGUGUAAAUUUCCCAGGUUGUUUCACUCCUAUAAAGUUGGCUUCUAUCCCAAACUACAAGGAGGAACAGUUUUCAAAGCACUCCAACCAAGAAGUAGUUUGAUCCUUACUGCUCAAGAUGCAUCAGGGAAUGAAAUCACAGGUGCAAAAACCUACACCUUGGGCCAGCCAAUGUACUUUGAGGCCAAGCAACCUGACAGCACUGCAAGUUCUGGAGAUCAGAGGAUUUACAUCAACAAGUGUUUCAUGACUGCCUACCAAGACCCCAACUCCAAUCCUAAAUAUACAGUCAUUGACAACCAAGGCUGUAUGAUUGAUGGCAAGGUGACUGAGCAGUCAAAGUUCCUCAGUGGCGCCUCAAAGAUGGUCCAGAAAUUCAGUGUGGAUGCCUUCAUUUUCAAGGACAUGGCGUCCACUUCUUCCUCAUCACAGCAAUUAUACAUGCACUGUGAGAUCUCUAUGAGGAAACUUACUCCAACUCCGAGUUCAAAGGCUUGCAAUUAUGAUCCAGCAAACAAAAAGUGGAAGGAGCUUUACGGUGACGACUCUGUGUGCACCUGCUGUGCAUCAGCUUGCCCCGAAGCAAAGUCUAGGGCUACCAGUAAUAUCGUCUCCAGUCACUCCUGGAAGGUCGACUUGAGUGGCAAGGAUGGGUAUGUGGCUGGUGGGCCUCGGAUGAAAUCAUUUGUUGCUGACACAUUCAGUUUGGAGGACCCCGACAUGGAAGAGCACAGAGACUUCCUAAACUACUGGGAGGAUGAUUACUAAAAUCCUGUGGAAAUGAUCAAAAUUUUAAAUAAAUUGCUUUUUCUUGUACAUGU
Messenger RNA from Xiphias gladius (swordfish), 1551 nucleotides. RefSeq names its product zona pellucida glycoprotein 3c (gene zp3c). Gene Ontology annotation, cellular component: extracellular matrix. The transcript has 8 exons. Gene Ontology annotation, molecular function: acrosin binding. NCBI's taxonomy places the organism in Eukaryota, Metazoa, Chordata, Actinopteri, Istiophoriformes, Xiphiidae. Gene Ontology annotation, biological process: positive regulation of acrosome reaction; egg coat formation; binding of sperm to zona pellucida. The record is from RefSeq and is a predicted model, not a curated record. The coding region runs from base 83 to 1498 and encodes 471 amino acids.